CCAGUUUGUGGCAGAGAUGAAGUCCAGUACUUUUCUCCCUGUUUCGCAGGAUGUGCAUCACAGCUUUUUAACAACGUGAAAAAGAUGUACCACAACUGUUCCUGUAUUGGGAAACCAAAAAGAGAAAAUGGUUCGGAAGACUUUCUUUAUGAAGCCGUCCCUGGGAAAUGUCCAACACAAUGCAAAUUUUUACCUUUAUUCCUGACCUUCUUCUUUUUUGCUGUUGUUUUUACAUUUAUGGCUGUUACUCCAACAACUGUGGCCAUUCUCAGGUGUGUGCCAGAUAAACAGCGCUCAUUUGCUCUUGGAGUACAGUCAGUGUUUCUACGACUACUGGGUACUAUUCCUGGACCAAUUUUGUUUGGUAUUGCUAUAGACAACAGUUGUACUCUGUGGGAUAUUAAUGAGUGUAAAACUAAAGGAGCCUGUUGGGUUUAUGACAAUGAAAGAAUGGCUUAUCUGCUGAUGGGCAUAA
Molecule: messenger RNA, 475 nt
Organism: Pelecanus crispus (Dalmatian pelican)
Lineage: Eukaryota; Metazoa; Chordata; Aves; Pelecaniformes; Pelecanidae
Source: RefSeq, a predicted model, not a curated record